This is a messenger RNA of Dreissena polymorpha, 1793 nucleotides long. RefSeq names its product lactosylceramide 1,3-N-acetyl-beta-D-glucosaminyltransferase-like. NCBI's taxonomy places the organism in Eukaryota, Metazoa, Mollusca, Bivalvia, Myida, Dreissenidae. The record is from RefSeq and is a predicted model, not a curated record. Gene Ontology annotation, molecular function: hexosyltransferase activity. Gene Ontology annotation, cellular component: membrane. The coding region runs from base 201 to 1472 and encodes 423 amino acids. The transcript is spliced from 2 exons.
CACAUUUUCUGUACAUAUAUUUGAGCUGUAUUAGCUGUAUGAAUCAAUGUGCUGCCUCGUUAAUUUUAGAAUACAAAAACUUCUCGUUCUACAUCUGCCAAAGGAUUUAGGAUUUGGUUAACAAACACAAAAUGAAAGGUGUUCACACAUGAGUCUCGCCUUUAUUAAGAGAUUCUUUUUGUGAAGAAACAGCGAGUCGAAUGGAAAACCGCUCAGGACUUGCCGGACCGAAUUUGGGUUUUAAUGUUCUCAAGGUGUAUCUGCGCUUUUCGAAGAGAAACGCAAUGACAGCUUUUGUAAUAGCAAUCGUAUCUCUCAUGUUCAUUCUGAAUUUAACGAGACAAAUACCUACAACGACCAUUCAGUGGAAAAAGCUUGGGAUCCAGUCGAUACUGACCGGUCUGGGUGUAGUUACUAGAUCACAAACUCCCAAUGAUGCGACUACGACGGUAGCGCCAUCAACAACUACAACGUUGUCACUAGAACUUCUAGCGAUAACGCCUGAACUUAAACUCGAUCAUCUCAUAAAUGCGUCAACUGGCGCAAAAUAUCCAGUUACAAUAAACGGAAAAUAUACAUUUGAAAAUCCAACAUUGUGUUCAUCAGUGGAAAAUCUCUCGGUGCUGAUAAUUGUGCACACGGCACCGAACAACUUUGAGUCGCGGCUGGCGAUACGCAGGACGUGGGCGAACGACACGUACUACCGGCACCUCGGCGUCUCCAGGGUGCUCUUUCUGCUAGGGAGAGUGGAGAACGCGGACCUUCAGGGGAAAAUGGUGGCGGAGUUCAAGGAGUACCGCGACAUGCUGCAAGGGAACUUCCGGGAUGCAUACCGGAACCUCACUCACAAGGGCGUCAUGGGAUAUCGUUGGAUCACAGAACGAUGUAGAAAUGCAAAGUUUAUCUUAAAAACCGACGACGAUAUUGUUGUCAACAUGUUUAAACUGUUCACUCGUGUGUUACCAAAUUUUCAGAACAAAACGAAACAAAUAUUGUGUAAUCAUAUUUAUGCCGACACGAUGCCGAUAAUUAGAGAGAAAGAAAGUAAGUGGUAUGUGAGUGAAAACCAUUUCCGGGGAAAGAACGUUUAUCCUGAGUAUUGCAGUGGUUUUAUGGUUUUAUUCACCAAUGACGUCAUUCCGGCAAUUUACAGAGCUGCCACGAUGACGCCAUUUUUCUGGGUUGAUGACGUUUACCUCUACGGUCUGGCUCCCAGUCAUGUGCCGGGAAUAAAGUACAACGACUUUCGGGAAACUGACCAUAUGCUUGACGGACAAAAAGCACUAAACUGCUAUAGAAAUGUUACUGAAAAUAUCAGCAAUAAAUGUGAUUAUUUGGUGACUGGUUCCCGACAACUUCAAGAGAGCGAGGAUACUUGGCUAGAAAUGAAAAAGCAGUUCACACAUGACCUUGGUACCUUUUCGUCUUUAACGCAGAACACAAGCGCCAUCUCAGCGUAUAUAGAUAAAUGAAACUAUAACUCUUUUUAAUCGGAAUAUAAUUUGUCCAUUUUUCUGCUGUUGUUGUCUGCAUUAUAAAUGAUUACAUCAUGUACCAUACAUACACGUACUAGUAUAUCUUUUCUAUAUAUCUAUAUACUUGUAUACGAUGCCGCAUUUGCUUAUCACCAACACAGCCCAGUUCAGGGUUUGCAAUACACACAAAAUGUACAGCUGUUGAUCGGUUGUGGUUUUCAUUAAACACUAUAUUAUAUGUUAUAUUUUACUUAAAUCUCUUAUAUGUGUUUGGGUGUCACUAUGCACGUUUUAUUUGCAUGAGCUAUUUCUAUUAUA